Messenger RNA from Megalobrama amblycephala (Wuchang bream), 1013 nucleotides. RefSeq lists its product as uncharacterized. Lineage: Eukaryota; Metazoa; Chordata; Actinopteri; Cypriniformes; Xenocyprididae. The coding region runs from base 224 to 892 and encodes 222 amino acids. The transcript is spliced from 7 exons. The record is from RefSeq and is a predicted model, not a curated record.
AUAUCCGAACAGACGAAGAAUCUUUGACAAUCUUUUGAAGACCACGGAUGUUAAAACAUGAAGAAAGGGUUACAGAGAAAGAGUUAUUGAAAACGAAUACCAUUUUCUCUUCCGUUUUAGGCUGUUGUUUUUGUGACGCGAAAUCGAAAGUCCUGCUGAACGAUUGAUUGUUUUCUCAAACCAGUGCUGAUCAGAGGAGCGAGGAAAGGACUCUCUCUCUAAGAUGAGUCUCUCAGAGAAACACAGUGUAAGAUCAGGAUCACAUGUGUCCAGCUCUGUGUCUCUGAAGAGUGAUCAGUCAAAAGAUGGCACACCACCCAUCUUCAGUGGGGAAAAACCAUCAUCUAAUAAAAGUGUAAGAUCAGGAUCACAUGUGUCCAGCUCUGUGUCUCUGAAGAGUGAUCAGUCAAAAGAUGGAUUACCACCAAAGUUCAGUGGGGAAAAACCAUCAUCUAAUAAAAGUGUAAGAUCAGGAUCUCAUGUGUCCAUCUCUGUGUCUCUGAAGAGUGAUCGGUCAAAAGAUGGAGAACCACCAAAGUUCAGUGGGGAAAAACCAUCAUCUAAUAAAAGGCUUCAGUAUGAGACAUUAGACUCAGACGUUCAGACUCAAAAGAACCACAAGAAUUUCAAAGACAAUCUCCUGGGGAUCUUCCAGGAUCUUGAGAGCAAAAUAAUAAGAUUUCUGAAGAAAGAGCUGGAAAAGUUUAAGAAAAUAUUACAAAAUGAGAACACAGAAAACUUUGUGAAGGACUUUAAUGAGAAUAGAUGCAGUAUCAAAGCAGCAGCUCUUGAUCUCACACUACAUUACCUGAGAGAGAUGAAGCAAGAUGAAGAUGCUGAUGCUCUAGAAGGUCAGAGACUCAUGACCAUCUGUCAGAUUGACACUUAUUAAUGUAGACCAGUGGUUCCCAACCACGAUCCUGGAGGCCCACCAUCACUGCAUGUUUUCCAUGUCUCCUUAAUCAAACACACCUGAAUCAGGUCAUCAGCUUAUUAGCAGAGACUCCAAGACC